CGGGCGUGGCCGAUUCCGGAACAGUGCUGACCAAAUCUGCAUCCACAGGUGCUUCAAUUGCCAGCUGCUGACCACAACGGUACCUCACCGUGUAAACCAUUUGACCUGACAAAAUGUCUGUUGCAUUAGAAGAUGAAGAAGACAUCUCAGGAAAUCCCUUACUUUUGGUUUCUCAUGUGAGACCACUGGAACUAGGUAACUCUACAUCAAUAUUGGAACCUCCUAAUAAUCCAACUUUUAUUCCAACUGUAGCAAAUGAAGGAGGAAAACACUGGACUGUGCCAGAAGUCAAGGCUCUAAUAGGCAUCUGGUCUGAUAAAAGUAUACAACAACAACUAGAGGGAACAGUGAGAAAUAAAAGAAUAUUUGAACAAAUUGCUACCAAGCUUCAGAAAUUUGGAAUAGAGAGAGACUGGAAGCAGUGUAGAACAAAGUACAAAAACCUAAAACAUGAAUACAAGAUUGUAAGAACAGCUCAAGACCUAGGCAUGACUAAGAGUAUGAAAUUUUUUACUGAGUUGGAUGCUAUUCUGAGACACAAUAAAGCAGAAAAAUCACAAGAAAAAGAAUUCCGAAAAGGAGAACAAGUCACAGAAUGUGCCGAUGUAAAAAUGGAAGAGGAUCAGACAGUCGUUGCUGGAGAUGUAGCUGAAGAUGAUUCAGUUAGUAACAUGUCAGAAGACCUAAGAGAUACAAGUUUAAGACAAAGUCCUGACACAGAGGAAGACACCAUGAGUACUGCCUCAGAAGAUGUGGGUGGCCCCCCAGCAGCACAAAGCAUCACUGAGUCAGAAGAUGCUAAAAGUCACUUACGGAUCAUAACAGUGAAUGACACAGAGGCUGGAAAACACUGGUGUGACAAUGAGGUCAGAGCACUAAUACACGUAUGGUCUGAUGAAAAAAUUAAGCAAAUGCUUGAAGGGGCUACAAGAAACAAAGAAAUAUUUGAGGAAAUUGCCAGAAGAUUAAUGCAGUUUGGAAUAGACAGAGACUGGAAACAAUGUCGUACCAAAUAUAAAAAUUUAAAAUAUGAAUACAGAGCUUUACAAAAGAAAAAUGGCAAUCCUCGAAGAAAAAUGAGAUUUUAUGAAGAAGUUGACUGCAUCCUAAGAGGACCAACUCUCAGAACUGCCAAAUGGAAACAUGAAUUACUUGAAGGUCAUACCAAAAACCCAGGAACUUUGAGCAUGAAGAGAAAAGCACAUGAAGAUGAACCAGUGUCCGUAUCUCCUAAGAAAAUUGCUCCUGAAAUGAUUGCAAAUCAGUUUCCUCAAAACAUAACAGAAUCAAAAGAUUCUACAGGAAGUUUCUGCAGAAAGAAGCCCCACUAUGUGACCCAGCUUCAUCAGAUCACUGCUUCUCUUGCUGGCGCGGGAACUGUCCCCAGCCUAGUUAAGACAAUGGCGACGUCUGAGGUACUGAACAUUGGUAAAAAACUCUAUGAGGGUAAAACAAAGGAAGUCUAUGAAGUGUUAGAUAGUCCAGGAAAAGUCCUCCUGCAGUCCAAGGACCAGAUUACAGCAGGAAAUGCAGCUAGAAAGAAUCACCUGGAAGGCAAAGCUGCAAUUUCAAAUAAAAUUACCAGUUGUAUUUUUCAGUUGUUACAGGAAGCAGGUAUCAAAACUGCUUUCACCAGAAAAUGUGGGGAGACAGCUUUCGUUGCGCCCCAUUGUGAAAUGAUUCCAAUUGAAUGGGUUUGUAGAAGAAUAGCAACUGGUUCUUUUCUCAAAAGAAACCCUGGCGUCAAGGAAGGAUAUAAGUUUUACCCACCUAAAGUGGAGAUGUUUUUCAAGGAUGACGCCAAUAAUGAUCCACAGUGGUCUGAGGAACAGCUGAUUGCUGCAAAAUUUUGCUUUGCUGGAGUUGUUAUAGGCCAAGUUGAAGUGGAUAUCAUGAGUCAUGCCACGCAGGCUAUUUUUGAAAUACUGGAGAAAUCCUGGUUGCCCCAGAACUGUACAUUGGUUGAUAUGAAGAUUGAAUUUGGUGUUGACAUAACCACAAAAGAAAUUGUUCUUGCUGAUGUUAUUGAUAACGAUUCCUGGAGACUCUGGCCAUCAGGAGAUCGAAGCCAACAGAAAGACAAACAGUCAUAUCGUGACCUCAAAGAAGUAACUGCUGAAGGGCUGCAGAUGGUAAAGAAAAAUUUCGAGUGGGUUGCAGAGAGAGUAGAGUUGCUUCUGAAAUCAGAAAGUCAGUGCAGGGUUGUAGUAUUGAUGGGCUCAACCUCUGAUCUCGGUCACUGUGAAAAAAUCAAGAAGGCUUGUGGAAAUUUUGGCAUUCCAUGUGAACUUCGGGUAACAUCUGCUCAUAAAGGACCUGAUGAAACACUGAGGAUUAAAGCUGAGUAUGAAGGGGAUGGCAUUCCUACUGUAUUUGUGGCAGUAGCAGGCAGAAGCAAUGGUUUGGGACCAGUGAUGUCUGGUAACACCGCAUAUCCAGUUAUCAGCUGUCCUCCCCUCACGCCAGACUGGGGGGCUCAGGAUGUAUGGUCUUCUCUUCGACUGCCCAGUGGUCUUGGCUGUUCAACUAUACUUUCUCCAGAAGGAUCAGCUCAGUUUGCUGCUCAGAUAUUUGGAUUGAACAAUCAUUUGGUAUGGGCCAAACUGCGAGCAAGCGUAUUAAAUACAUGGAUUUCCUUGAAGCAAGCUGACAAGAAAAUCAGAGAAUGCAGUUUAUAAGAACUUGAUUGCAUUUUUUAUGAGAAAAACUAUUAAUUCCUAGUUUAGCAGCAGAAAAAAAUCAUGCAAGAUGAAAAGAUUCUAGAUUAGGGAAAACAAAUAAAAUGUAUUGAAUAAAUGGUUCUGUAGA
Molecule: messenger RNA, 2808 nt
Organism: Loxodonta africana (African savanna elephant)
Lineage: Eukaryota; Metazoa; Chordata; Mammalia; Proboscidea; Elephantidae
Gene: PAICS
Product: phosphoribosylaminoimidazole carboxylase and phosphoribosylaminoimidazolesuccinocarboxamide synthase
Exons: 17
Coding region: 114-2678 (854 amino acids)
Biological process (GO): 'de novo' IMP biosynthetic process
Cellular component (GO): cytosol
Molecular function (GO): phosphoribosylaminoimidazolesuccinocarboxamide synthase activity
Source: RefSeq, a predicted model, not a curated record